Messenger RNA from Pyricularia oryzae 70-15, 2457 nucleotides. RefSeq lists its product as uncharacterized. Gene Ontology annotation, cellular component: membrane. Gene Ontology annotation, biological process: transmembrane transport; carbohydrate transport. The coding region runs from base 404 to 2080 and encodes 558 amino acids. NCBI's taxonomy places the organism in Eukaryota, Fungi, Ascomycota, Sordariomycetes, Magnaporthales, Pyriculariaceae. Gene Ontology annotation, molecular function: carbohydrate:proton symporter activity. The record is from RefSeq and is a predicted model, not a curated record. The transcript has 7 exons.
CCAUGGGGAUUACAGCGGGGGGAGCUACUGACAUCAAGGAAUUCUUCGGACUGAUUGGGAUUGAUGUGGCAUGUCUGCCCAAACCAUUCUUGCAUUGUGUCAACUUGAUUCGCUCCGAUGUCGCGCCCCCCCCGCUAUGUACCCCGAUCUCCGUGUCUUUGAAAAUAUGGAGUCAUCCGUGAGGAGAAUCUGCGGCCGUCGGACAGGCAGGUAAGUGAUCGCCGAGACGGAGCCUGCCGAGAAGGUCAUUCAAGGCAGAAAAAAAAAAGGAAAAAAAAAAGGUUAUAUUGACUUGGCUCCCGCACAAGGUCUUAGUGACCCUGCGAGCUUCCAUGUAUUCUCACUGGAUCAUCUCUAGAAUCACUCCAGAAUUCACACUCAAUACCAAGCAACAGCAACAGCCAUGGCGGGCCUCACCAGGCUCAGUGGCUUCAAUGUCGCCAACUUUUUGGAAAAACGCAAGCUUCUCAUGGCUGUCAACUCCAUGGCUGCAUUGUCAAUCUUCUUCUUUGGAUAUGAUCAGGGGAUCAUGGGGGGAAUAAACAAUGCUAAGCAUUACAUCGACCUCAUGGGCUUCGGCUAUGUUGACCCUGUCACCAAGGAACCUGUUAUAACCGACAGCUUGCUUCAGGGCGGCAUCGUAUCCGUAUACUAUCUGGGCACACUAUGCGGCUGCUUGCUUGGAGGAUGGGUGGGUGACAAGGUUGGCCGUAUCAAAACCAUUGCCUUUGGCGCCGUCUGGGCUAUAUUUGGCGCAUGCUUGCAAACAUCAGCCAUGAACGCCACUUGGAUGAUUUGUUCUCGCUUCAUUAACGGCAUCGGCACUGGAAUACUCAACGCAAUUGUCCCCGUCUGGGCUACCGAGACGGCCGAGCACACUUCUCGCGGACAGUUUAUCGCCAUCGAAUUUACUCUGAACAUCUUUGGUGUUGUUGUUGCCUAUUGGCUCAGCUUUGGUCUUUCAUUUGUCGACAACGGCGAAUCAGCGAUCCGAUGGCGCUUCCCUAUUGCUUUCCAAAUUAUCCCGCUGCUGGUUCUGCUAUCAGCCAUUUGGUUCUUUCCUGAAUCGCCCCGUUGGCUCGCCAAGGUCGAUCGAGACGAGGAGGCGCUUUUCAUCCUCCAGAAGCUACGUGGCACCGAGGGCGGCCGCGCUGACGCUGAAUACCAAGACAUCAAGAACGUGGUCGCGCUUGAGGCUCGCGAGUCGACUCAGAAUUCGUACCUCCACAUGCUCUUCGGCAUCGGCUCCGGCGAGCUGCACACCGGUAGGCGUGUGCAGCUCGUCAUAUGGCUGCAGAUUAUGCAGGAGUGGGUGGGCAUCGCGGGUGUUACGGUCUAUGCCCCGACAAUCUUCCGCAUCGCCGGCUUCGAUACGGAAAAGUCGCAGUGGAUCAGCGGGCUUAACAACAUAUUCUACAUGUUUGCAACCCUUGUCUGUGUCUUCACGCUUGACAAGAUUGGCCGGCGGUGGACCCUGUACUGGGGUGCCGUUGGUCAGGGCAUCUCUAUGUUCCUGGCCGCCGCCUUUUCCAGGCUCGGCAUCGAUGCGAGGGCCGCCGGCAACAGCGGUCAGGCGGACUCGUACGGGGCCGCUGCGGCUGCUUUUGUGUUUAUUUUUACAAGUGUCUUUGGCGCCACCUGGCUCACGGUACCCUGGUUAUACCCAGCAGAAAUAUUUCCCUUGCAAGUUCGGGCCAAAGGAAACGCCUGGGGUGUCGUCGGAUGGUCGAUUGGGAACGGAUGGCUCACACUGCUGUGUCCCGUCAUGUUCAAGGCCAUUGGUGAGAACACGCUGCAUAUUUUCGGUGCCUGCAACGUGUUGGCGAUUCCGAUUGUCUGGGCUUUGUAUCCAGAGAGCAACCAGCGCACGCUCGAGGAGAUGGAUCUGCUGUUCGCUGCGCCCACGCCUUGGGUCUGGGAUGCCGAGAAGACCUUUGCAAGGCUGCAGUCUGAAAGACCCGAGCUGGUGGCAGCUGCAAAACACAAGCAGAAGAUUGUCGAUGUAGAGGGGGUGGUUGGUGAACGGUCCUCGUCGACCGAGCCAGUCGCCGGCCCAUCCGGCACACAUUCAGGGGCUUAGGAUCUUUGGGAGAUUGGCUGUGGGGACUGCUAUGAACACCUGGUUCCUGCAAAGAUCAUUGUGAAGCAAGCCUGUCGGGCCGCAAAUGCUCUGGCAUGGGCACAAAAAUAACUGUUGGCGCAAGGAUGCAGGAUCAGAAAGUCUGUCGAAUUUGUUUGUGACAGCCAAGACCCCUAUAAAUCACAGCCUUGCCGUCAAACCGACAAAAUUGUGACCAAUUAGACGUGUUGAGCCCGCUCUUGGCAGAAGCCCAUCACGCAUGGUUUUUGAGAGGGCAUGGUGGAGGGUUGUUGGAGGGACCAAAGUAAAAUCACAAGGAUGGAUUGCUUCAGCAACACACACACACACACACACACACACACACACACACACACACA